Molecule: messenger RNA, 3245 nt
Organism: Polypterus senegalus (gray bichir)
Lineage: Eukaryota; Metazoa; Chordata; Cladistia; Polypteriformes; Polypteridae
Exons: 14
Coding region: 56-1951 (631 amino acids)
Source: RefSeq, a predicted model, not a curated record
UUUCUAUUUAAGAGGCGCUACUUACUUUACUUCUUGCACUUUGAUAAGCGCAAAGAUGAGUCGCCUACUAACGUGCGUGGCACUCUUCAUUCUGCUGGAGGCAUAUACUAUGGUUACACUGGCAGGUCACUCGAACUCAUGUCAGGAACACUGCAAAGAAACAUGCUGGACUAACUCAUUCCAGAAGCAAAAAGGAUUCGAGUGUUGUGGCGGAAGACCUUACAACAAGGCAAGCCAUGUGUGUUGUGAGGAUGGGCGCAUCAUCAGAGGGAAGCCCGGCAUGUCUUGCUGCGGGAAUCAUUUGUUUCACCCUGACCUUGAAAGCUGCUGUGAGGGUACAGUCAUCAAGGGCGUUGAAUUGAAGUGCUGCCGGGGUUCACCUUAUAAUAAGCUUAGCGCCAUCUGUUGUGAAGGUAAAAUACAUGAAAAUUAUAAUGAAAUGGAUUCUCAGUGUUGUGGCUCAAAGCCAUAUUACCCAAGAAUCCAGAAAUGCUGCAAUCAUGAAAUCCUUCCUCGAACCCCAGGCAUUCUGUGCUGUGGAAAAAAUCUCUAUAACCGAAGUUUACAAAUCUGUGCACCAAACAAAACCAUCAUACAUAUGCAUUCACCAUCAAGUCGUCUUUGUGGAGAACAUCUUUAUGACAGCAACAAAUUUGACUGUGUCAAUCUAGAAAUUGUUAACAAGACAGAUAAUCCCACAAGCAAUUCAAACAGUUUGAAAGAGGAAAGCCAGCUAAACUGCAGUGGCCAGUUAUAUAAAGCAAAUGGCGCAUUUAAUUGCUGCGGAGAGAUGAUAUAUGAGGCAGCGAAGCACCUCUGUGUGAAUAACACAAUAUAUUUAAGGGAGAGCUAUGACAAACUAGGGCCACAUAUCGUCAUGUGUGGAAGUAAUACAUAUUUCCAACCAAGUCACCAAACUUGCUGCAUAAAUUCCUCACAUUUUGGUCAUGUUCAAAAUGUAACAGGUGGACGCUGCUGUGCUGGUAAAGCAUAUGAUCCUGAUGAUACAUUUUGUUGUUCUGGAAGAAUGUAUACAAAAGAGAAUUGGCAGUACAUCGGUGAGGACAGCUUUCUUGAUGACGCGGGGAACUUUAUCUGCUGCAAUCAAAUAGAAUAUAAAAUCACAGCUGGUGAGAAAGCUUGCCAUGGCAGUAUCCCGUAUAAUCCAGAUAAUGAGAUAGUUUGUGAAGACAUCGUUCAUCAGCAAAAAGAUGGCAUUUGUUGUGGAAAGGUCCUUUAUAAUCCCUUAAACGAAAUCUGCUGUAAUGGACGAAGGUACCCAAAAUCUGAUGGAGGAUUGAAGCCAGUGUGCUGCGGAACAAAAUUAUACGAUUCAUCUGAUAACACCCUACGAUGUUGUGGGAUCCAGCUACAUAAAGUGAAGAAUGGAAUGAACGCACAUUGCUGUGGCAACCUCCUAAUUAACAACAGUCAGAAAUGCUGCACCUCUGAGAGCCAACAACGCCCUUUGACGGAGACGAAUAACUUAACAUGCUGCGGACAUCUCAUCUAUAACACCACUGAGGAAAAAUGCCAUGCUGGCCAGCUGUCUCAUCACAGAAGGCAAAACAACCACUCUACAUUUAACACAAAAGAAAGAUGCAGACUGGUCACACUAGACAACAUAUAUCUGUCAGAAGAACAUAAGCAAGGUGUUUUUGGAAAAGUUAUUUCUAUAGAAGCAAAAAAUGGAGAACGUCGGCUCAUCUUAGGUGACUAUGCCAAGUUAAAUGUGAGCAAAUGUCCUCAUCAGGUUUCCCUCACGUUCUUCCCUCAGACGACAGAAAAUGUCACAAUACGUGACAAAGAAUGCCCAUCUCUGACUGUGGGGAACACCUAUGUUUUCUGGUGUCCUGAUCCUGGGCGUAUUUGUGAAGAGAUUUCCCCGGUGAACUUCAAUGGAAACAUCUACAUCAGCAACUUUCUAAGAAUUGGCUCAGGGCAAUGUUAGAAUUAAUAUUGCUGUUUUUGUGGUUAACGACAGAGUUUUGCAUAAGGUAUUAUUCAAAAUGAAACUGUAAUGUAAGAGAUACAGCAUAUAAGCACUCUUCAUAGAAUAUUGCAUAAAGAAGCUUUCCUUUGAAAAACAUCAAUCACUCAGACAUAUUCUUCCUGUUCCUAAACAAGCAGCUAAAGCACAUAUUUACUGGCAGAUUAAAACUCUGAAGGAAGUAUAAAGGAUAUCCAAUUAAAAGUAUACACUAUAACUGGCCUAAGGUUUCAGUGUAAAGAUCAAAUAAUCAGAAUAAUUUAAUAGUUAUUGUCUUCAUAUUGGGAAUGAACAUUGCAAUAUUAGAAGUAGACUGUACUAAAGUUACAUUUUUAAUCUCAGAGCUUGAACGGUUUACAGAACAGUAAAGGUUGGAUCCAUUUACAUUCCAUUUCUUGCCUCUGGACUUUACAGGGGCUCUUUAGUUUUCUGAACUUGCACAUUUCAUGAUGACAUUGCUGGAAGAUGACAUCCUCCAGAAUUAAUCUUGCAAGACAUGACAGCUCACUUGUGGUUAAAACCACACGAGGCCAAUUUAAAAAUCACCAGCUAACUUAAACUGUAUGUUGAGUGGUGUUGUUUGAACCGUAUAUGGCUUGGGGAUAAACAAUCCAUUUCAGAAUUGUGCAGCUGUUGUUCAGUAGUUUUAAACGACUGUGACUUUAGACAUGUCAAAUAACAUGUAUACGUUAAAGCUGAGAGAGGAAGCCCCAGACAGAGAAAGAAAAAGAGUACAAACUCUCCAUGGACACAGAUUUGAAUCCCGGUAUCUGGAGCUAUGAAGUAACAGUGCCAACAGUGUACCAAAAAAGUAAAAUAAUAAAUAUAUAUACAUUUGAAUUGAUUUAACAAAAUCCUCUACACAAAAAUGCAUAAAAAAAUGAUAUUUUUCUUAUGUUACUUAGUCCAUGCAGGAGAGAGAAAGAAGUUUAUGAUAAUAGACUUUAAUAGCGACAAAUGUGGCACAACAGCAAACGAUGUGAAAAAUGUCAAUGGGGAAAAAGAAACAAAAAUCUCACGUUACUUGAGUUGCAUAACCCACAUGUCAUGUAUCCAGUUGUAUGCACUAAACAUUUAACCAAUGAAUUGCUGGGAAGAGGUGGGGGGGUCUUCAGUUCAAAAAGUCAUUAGAAAAUCAUUAGAACAAAUAUAAUGGGAACAGUUAAUUCAGCCCAACGAAACUCACCAAUUACAAUACAAUACAAUACCAUUUAUUUUUUGUUUAGCCCAAAAUCACACAAUAUCGCCCUGCCUC